UCUCCUAUCUUCUCCCCGCAGAAGCCCUAGCCGUGGAGGACUAGAGAAGCCGCCGUCCACCGCCAUGACGACCCGCUUCAAGAAGAACCGGAAGAAGAGGGGGCACGUGAGCGCCGGACACGGACGCAUCGGGAAGCACCGGAAGCACCCCGGUGGCCGCGGCAACGCCGGAGGCAUGCACCACCACCGCAUCCUGUUCGACAAGUACCACCCUGGUUACUUCGGAAAGGUCGGUAUGCGCUACUUCCACCGCCUACGCAACAAGUUCCACUGCCCCGCCCUCAACGUCGACCGCCUCUGGUCCCUCGUCCCCGACGCCGUCAAGGACGCUGCCGCUAAGGACGCCGCCGCCGCCCCCCUCAUCGACGUAACCCAGUUCGGAUACUUCAAGGUCCUCGGCAAGGGGAUGCUGCCCCCGGGCCGCUCCGUCGUCGUGAAGGCCAAGCUCAUCUCCAAGAUCGCAGAGAAGAAGAUAAAGGCCGCAGGCGGCGCCGUCGUGCUCACCGCUUGAUCCUGUCGGUUAGUUCCGUAGCCUAAGAGGUGAUCUGGACAUCAAAUUCUCCUGCGUUGUUCGGAUUUUGAUCUAACGACUCGUCUUGAUUACCGUGGUUGCAAACUCUUAGUAAAGUUCAAUCAUUUCUUGUUCUUUCUA
This is a messenger RNA of Musa acuminata AAA Group (dessert banana), 652 nucleotides long. Its product is annotated as large ribosomal subunit protein uL15x-like. Bases 65 to 511 code for a protein of 148 amino acids. The transcript has a single exon. The record is from RefSeq and is a predicted model, not a curated record. Gene Ontology annotation, molecular function: structural constituent of ribosome. Gene Ontology annotation, cellular component: ribosome; cytosolic large ribosomal subunit. Lineage: Eukaryota; Viridiplantae; Streptophyta; Magnoliopsida; Zingiberales; Musaceae. Gene Ontology annotation, biological process: translation.